CGCCCGCGGCGCCCGCCGCCGCGCCCGCGCCCGCGGCCCGCGCCCGCGCCGCCACCCCCGGGCCCGCCCCGCCCCCCUCCGCCCCGCGACCCGCCCCGGCCCCAGUCAGAUAAUCGUUCGCCCAUGCCGCGCCCGCGCCCCCCGGGCCGUCGUCGGCAUCCACGCCCUGGCCCGCCGCCGCCUCCGCCUCCGCAUCCGCAUCCGCUUCCUCGCACAAAGUUUACUUCUCCUACUUCGAGCGCCCCGAGGAUGACGCCGCUUUCGACGAAGACAACAGGGAUCAGAACCAGUACCUGACGGAGGCCAAGAGGCUGAAACACGGUGCAGACCGAGAAACUGACCACACAGCACAGGGAAUGCAGUACCUGGAGGCUGUACUCUUCUUCCUGCUGACCGGGAAUGCCAUGGAGCAGGACACACUAACAGAGAAGGCUGCCUUCACGAUGUACAAGGACACUUUGUCUUUAAUAAAGUAUAUUUCCUCAAAGUUCCGUUGCCAACAGAAUAACACUCCUCAAGCUAAUAUUGACAACAAAUUGGCUGUUUUGAGCUUGCGGUGUCAAGCGUUACUGUACCUUAAGCUAUUUAAAAUGAAGAAACACGAGAUGAAAGAAUACCAAAAGGUGUUGGCUGAUUAUCAUCAAAAAGCACCACAAACCACCCAGCUGCAACAUGAAGGCUGUGGCAUGGCGGCUGCAGCUGGGGGCCAGGGCACUCCAUCACCAAUGUCACCAACUCCAUCACCUGCUGGCUCAGUGGGGUCAGUAGGGAGCCAGUCAUCAGGCUACAGCAGUGGUGAGUUGGCUGGCCGGGGGGCAGGAGCAAAUGCCGUAGGGCACACUCCUCCUGUGCCCCCUACUGCCCAGCCAGCACCUGUGCCUUCUGGCAGCAUGGGUCCUUGCUUAUCGGUGCCUAUAGCAGUGCACAACGCUAUGCAUAAGCAGUCACAACAUGUGUUGUCAUUGCUGUCAUGUCAUGAACUGUGGGAGCAAGCAGAUUCACUCGUUUACAAAGCCAAGCACAGAGAUUUUUUCAUUCAGUUGGAUCGCUCGUGUGGUCCACUGACCCUGCACAGUUCGCUGAAAGAUCUAGUGAAGUAUGUGCAAGUGGGUAUCCAGAGGCUCAAAGAGAUGAGUAGUGCUCGCUCUCCUGAAGACACAUCAUCAACUGCCUCAGGACGUGUUUAGCACUCAAACAUACAUUUAGCCAGGCGGGAGAGGAUUUCUUAAUAUUUUGCAGACGUAGCAUUUGUAGACUUGGUAUAUACAUACAAUUAUAUAUAUUACAUAUAAAAAGCUGUUCCUUUACCAGGCAGCUUGUGCUACGGCCAAGGCUAGCGGCACUUUGUGUAGGGUUCACCAGCAGCCACACAAGUAAACAAUGGUUGUAUAUUUUUUGUAUGUUAUAUAUUGAGGAAAGCUGUGCAAAAGGCCAACGAGUUACUUCCUCUGCUCGCCAAAGUGUAUCUUCCGAGCAUUAAUUUGUCUUCAUCCGAUUGGUUCCGUUCCAAUAAUUUGCACCAGCCACAUUCCCAGUGCAAGAUGUGGAACUGUGGCUAGAUGGGGUCGGAGGCUUGGCUAUGUGCUGAGGAUGGAAAGGUGCCUGUUGUACAGUAGUAAUUAAUGUAAGUUGGCAUUCAGCCGACUUAUUUUAUUUAUUUUGACUUGUCUCACAUAUUUAUUUUAUUGUUCUAAUAAUGAUGUUAAUUGUUGCAAGCUGUACAACAGAGCUGCCAUCUUGAUUGUUCUGUGGUGGACCACUGUUUAGUGUCUUUUCUGCUCAAGGGUAGAAGGGGAGCAAAUUUGACCCUUCUCGGUUUGUCUCUGACCACAGUUUCUUAAGGUGUUGAAAUUCUGAAUGUGUGAUUUUAAUGUGUUGUGUUAUAAAAUAUGUAUAUAUAUGUGUGUGUGUAUACAUAUAUACACACACACACGUGUGCAUGAGUGUGUGUGUGUUAUGAUCUGUUAAUGAUGGUUUUUAUUUAUUUUCAAGUGAUGCAUGUUCUGAAACAAAAGAUGGGAUGAAAAGGCACAGAAUGCAGAAAACUUUUCUGCAGUGCGUCAUUCCGCAGAAUAGCUGGUCCACACUCUUUUUCCGAGGAAGUAGUUCUAAAGCUUUGAGUUUAUUGUAUUUGCUUGUUACAGAUAUGCUGAAUGUUUGCAUUUUAUUUUGUUUGAUGAACUUUUACAUUUUUCUAUUCCUCUGGGACGUAUACAGGAAAUCUAUUUCAAUCUUUUAUAUUUUAUUGUGCUGGUGGCAAGGUGCUGGGUCAAGAUUAUCUUUAGUCAUGCUGGUUAUUUCAAAACCAUUUUUAAAUUGUCUACUAGGACCUCAAAAUUUAGUCAAUUACUAAGAACUAUACCCUCAUCUGUACUUUUCUUCCUGGCCAUGGUGGACCCUUGAAUGUAUUUAGAGGAAGACUGAUGUGAGUGUGUGAGAAUCUGAAAAAUUUGAUAUUUGCGUCAUAAAAACAUUAAAAAAGUUGUAUAAGCCUUUAGCCAAGCCUUCGGGGGGGUGUUACAAGUACUAGGCAUGAGAUGAAACAAAUAUUCUGGAGGAGAAACCAAAGUUCAUAAUAAUAACUGGAAAAAAUGAAAAAACAAAAUGAAGCCUAAAAGUGACCUUCUGUACCAGACAUCAGUACCUUUGUAUCAAAUCUGAGAGUAGUGGUAAUAGUUGAAGAGAAACAUUAUAUUUCAUUCUUAAAAACUCAAAAUUGUUUUACAAAUUUAUUAUUAUAUAAAUGUAAAUAUAUGAAUGAAC
Molecule: messenger RNA, 2763 nt
Organism: Gryllus bimaculatus (two-spotted cricket)
Lineage: Eukaryota; Metazoa; Arthropoda; Insecta; Orthoptera; Gryllidae
Source: the annotation of a GenBank genome assembly